Molecule: messenger RNA, 936 nt
Organism: Rhizoctonia solani
Lineage: Eukaryota; Fungi; Basidiomycota; Agaricomycetes; Cantharellales; Ceratobasidiaceae
Product: ICE-like protease (caspase) p20 domain protein
Exons: 4
Coding region: 1-936 (311 amino acids)
Biological process (GO): proteolysis
Molecular function (GO): cysteine-type endopeptidase activity
Source: RefSeq, a predicted model, not a curated record
AUGGUGCCUUUGACUUCGUCUAACGUGCUCCGUAUUCUUUUCGCUUUUGUCGUACAAACUGCCAUGUUUCAAAACGUUUGGAUGCACCUCAUAACUGCACCACAUUUGAAGAAUAAGGCCCCCUGGAAUUUUGUUGUUCCUUUGAGCAAUUUCAUCGCUUGUUGGGCCAAGGUAACAUGCAGUUAUGAGAAAGAAGAACAUAUGCGUGGUCAUAUUAAGACCGUACCGACAUUAAUCAUUAACCCGGUUACUUCGGACCAAUCUAAGAAAUGGAACUUCAAGGAAAAAAUCAGGAAAAUGUUGGCAGUUACUCUGGAUCGUAUACUUGUUAACCGACUCAUUAAACGUCGGUCAGAACAUAUUGUUGAUACGCCGAUAUCCGGCCGCAGCCCUUUACACAAAGCUGAAGGUCUACCUGUAUACACAAGCCAACAAAACCAGCACUCCCAGGUUCCUCUAAAAGAACGAUCAGUAUGCCUGAAGACACCUAUAGCUAAAGGGUUAUCUGAAUCUAUAGCCACAAAGCAUGUUCCUAAAGGGCUGCACAAAGCAUUGGUGAUCGGCUUAAAUGGUACUUACUCCCAUGGGAAUCCUCUCGAUCACGCCAUCCAAGACGCAAAGAAUUUUGAAAGAUGUCUCCAGAAACUCAAUACCCAGUCUGAGGAUUUUCAUUUUGAGGUUGAAAUGCUGGUCGACGAGGGUGGAAAGAGUGUCCCCCGCAGAAAAAUAUUCAAGGCUUUAGAGAGAUUGUUUGGAGGAGCCCGACCUAACGAUUUGCUUAUCCUAUUUUUUUCUGGCCAUUGUGUUAGGAACGAAAUAAAUGGGGUUGUCUCUCUGGUAACUAUCGAGGAUAACGAGUCCUUUCUAUUACUUCCUUCAACGGUAUUGGUAUUUUGUUUUAAUUCAUUCGAAACGAACGUCGAGCAUUUUGAAUAG